Molecule: messenger RNA, 2255 nt
Organism: Exophiala dermatitidis NIH/UT8656
Lineage: Eukaryota; Fungi; Ascomycota; Eurotiomycetes; Chaetothyriales; Herpotrichiellaceae
Exons: 3
Coding region: 1262-2080 (272 amino acids)
Source: RefSeq, a predicted model, not a curated record
AAAAUCUUGCUGCCUCAAGCUGGGGGUGCUCAUUCACGCUAAAGCGGCGCUACGGUGAAACAUUCUUGGCGACAUUGUGAAGAUUCAAGUGCAAGUUCUACGUAGGCAUUUGUUCAGGAACGAAUUCAUCAACUCAUCAACUCAUGACUUGUGAAUAAUUUAAUGUCAAGUUGGACCUUCACAAAGACUGGGCAGCGACGUAAAGUGACAAGUAUGACACUAGAUUCACUCUGAGAUCCCACUCCGGCAUAGACUGUCCAGUGGAAGAUUGAAGUCAGUGGCAAUUCGCACUCUGAAUGCGCUAAGGCUUGGUGGGAUUAGCGUAGCCUUAUCGCUGGCGACACCUGAUGCGACCGCCUCACAGCCUUUAUUCCAGCUUCAUCAUUAUAUACUAUAUCAGAUCUUUGUCCUCCCCGCGCGCCCUGUCCAGAAGAAGGGCCUGGCGAGCGAUGCUUCAAGGCGCUGAAGCACCCUCGACCAAAGCAUGUGGCCGCCAUGCGACAUUCAUCGACUCCCACCGCCUACCUGUCGAAUGAAGCAUGGGCCAUAGCACGAACGGUAUUGUCCUCAAACCCCCUUCUUGCUGCAUCCCCCUUUAUCUUUACCGACUGUCGUCGUGGUGAUGAAGUGCUUCCGGUGACAAUGGAUUGACCUGGACCUCCAUGUUGAACAGCCACAACAAAAGACAGGGCAGCCACAGUUAAGUGUGUGAGCCAUGUCGUGGCCCGUCUAUGGCAACAAGCAUUCAGACAGAGAGUUACGAUGUUCUCCAGGACUAUAUAUGAAAAAUUAACAAGACCCUGGCAUGGCAGCUAGGAAGAAUACGACAAGCCAAACAACACAGGCUGAAGACAGAGCACUUAGCGUCGCAGGUACGGAGUCAGUUCAACGGUAGCAUCUCCAGCCCCGUCACUGUCUUGGACCCUCUACCACUGGAAGGAAACAUACAACUCAGCCGCAUCUCCCUAUCAGCCGCACUCUCCAGCCGCGAGGCUGAAUCCCCUGAUGUCCUUGGCACCUUUACGUGCGGCUCGACCCAAAUGGGCGCACUAUUUGAGAUGUCUACACCACGCUUCUCUAUCGUCUCUGUCCUUCUCUCUUCAUCACUUGUCUCUCCUCUCUCCUCUGAGUUCCUUAACCCAGAGUGCUUGGAGACAGCUAUGCUCUUCUGUUUCAAGUCCAUGAAUCUGCUCUGCAUUGAUCCAUUUCUCCCUCCAGUCUGUCCUGCCAAAACAUCUUUUAUACCACCGAGUCCCGAAUCAUGGCGCAGCUUCCACCCGUCAUGGCAGGCCCUUCUGUCAAUCCUCCCGGCAUGGCACGCGCUCCAGUCGACCCAAGGAAAGUGGCCGAAUUCUUCGCUCGAAUGCCCAAGAGAACCCAGAGAAUCGCGAGGUCCCUGAGAGCCAUCUACAGACUGUUCGUGAAGAUCGGUUACAUCGAGCAUCGUGACAUCAAAUAUCCACCACACGACCUCGACGGCAACAAGUGUCUCAGAAUGGGUAUGAGCCUCGCCGCAGUCCAAUUCCUCGAAGCGCUUCCCUGGGCCAUUGCAGGAAGUGGCGACAUGAUUCCCAAUUCCCCGAUUGUCGACUUCGGGUCCACGACCAGUCUCCUGGCUGCGGAACAUAUCCAUAAUGCAACUGGCCAACAUCCCGCGGACCGCAAGAACUGCUUUAUUGCUCUGACUAAUUUUGGAGAGAAUGGUCGUGGCUAUGCUUUGGUCUUGGACGUCGCUAAAGGUACAAUCCGCCAAUGGGACGGUACUGGCGAUUUCAAGUCCGUGCCAGCGAGAAACGCAGUCACGGUGUUGAGAGAAAUCCAGCAACGCUGUCACAAACUCGACGAAGUCCCCUACGGAUUGGAGAUUGUGCAGCCCACUAUGCAUCUGCGUACAAACCCUGAUGGAUCACAGUGUUACGAGAGGGAUCGCACAUACGUGCUUGUCGCGGGUGCAGCAGAAGAAUGCGGUUGGCCAAGUCCAUUCAAUUUGCGCAAGUUCCAGUUUCUGGCACGAAGAUGGCUUGUGACAGUUGGUUCCGAAGAAGAUGAUCUCGAAGAAGAUGGUGUCGGAGAAGAAUGAUGGUGUGCCGUGUUACCCAGGUAGCAAAUUGUGCGGGCAUGGUUGAAGUCCAGUGAUCAAUGCCUGAGGAAAGGCUGUUUGUUGAGUGUCCAGGAAAAUGGAUGCCAGGAGCAAAGCAUAGCAUAGAAUAGCCAAGCAUAGCUUAAUACGAUGCCAGUACGUACUAUCAAGCUCA